Theobroma umbraticum is the source of this 963-nucleotide messenger RNA. RefSeq lists its product as uncharacterized. The record is from RefSeq and is a predicted model, not a curated record. NCBI's taxonomy places the organism in Eukaryota, Viridiplantae, Streptophyta, Magnoliopsida, Malvales, Malvaceae.
AUGGCCUCCAAUAAUUAUCAAUGGCCUUCAGAAAGGUCCGGCUCGAGAAAAGCUGUUGGAGCUUAUGAAAUUGAUGCACUCGGCACCUUAACUACUCAAGUAGCUGCGUUGUCCAAAAAGCUUGAUACACUGGGAGUUCAUGCAGUUCAAAAUUCAUUAGUUGUUUGUGAGAUGUGUGGAGAUAGUCAUUCAUAUGAUCAAUGUCCAUAUAAUUCCGAAUCAGUCCAGUUCGUGGGGAAUUUCAACAGGCAGCAAAAUAACCCAUACUCCAAUACUUAUAAUCCUGGUUGGAGAAACCACCCCAACUUUUCAUGGAGUAACAAUGCAGGGCCUUCCAAUCCAAAACCCAUCAUGCCUCCUGGUUUUCAUCAACAAGCUAGACCACAAAUUUCAGAAAAGAAGUCCCAAUUGGAAGAACUCCUUUUGCAAUAUAUAUCCAAGACUGAUGCAAUAAUUCAAAGUCAAGGAGCCUCCUUGAGAAAUCUUGAGACCCAAGUGGGACAGCUCGCCAAUUCCAUCAACAAUAGACCUCAAGGUUCCUUACCCAGUGACACACAAAUCAAUCCUAAAGGUAAGGAACAAUGCCAAGCAAUCACUUUAAGGAGUGGAAAAGAGAUUGAAGGGGUGAAUCAAAAAGCAGUUGAAUCUGAGAUUGAACAUGUUGAUAAGGAAGGAAUGUGUGAGAAUGAAAUUGAAAUUCAACAAAAAGAUGAUGACAAGGCUGAAAAUAAAGGAACCUCUCAAGUCAUCCAUCCUCCACCACCUUUUCCCCAAAGACUUCAAAAGCAAAAGCUUGAAAAGCAAUUUCAGAAGUUCCUCAAUGUCUUCAAGAAAUUACACAUAAAUAUUCCUUUUGCUGAAGCUUUGGAACAAAUGCCCGAUUAUGUCAAGUUCUUGAAGACAUCCUCUCCAAAAGAGAAAGCUAGAUUGGGAAAGCAUAAAGAUGAGGAGAAAGAAGAUUAG